AUGGCUCGAGCGAUAUUACCGAAAGCAACCAAUAAUCCUGUUGUAACACCUACUUGCGUCGUAACAUCCGAUGUUGUUAUAUCACGCGCAAGCCAACGAAAGCAUGAUGCAGAAUCAACAUCAAAUGGAAAGGCGGCAGUCUUUCCCGUGUCACAUGCAAAAUAUGUACGAUUGUCACCACAGAAACAUUCCGUUGGGCCAAUGGCUGGACAUGGACCAUCUCGAUAA
This is a messenger RNA of Rotaria sordida, 228 nucleotides long. The record is from the annotation of a GenBank genome assembly. NCBI's taxonomy places the organism in Eukaryota, Metazoa, Rotifera, Eurotatoria, Philodinida, Philodinidae.